AUGGUGCAAGCCACGCUAAGAUCUGAACGUUAUAGGGAUUUGAGUAUGGCGCAACGCGUGGUAGGCCAGCAGCCACAUAUCAUGCUAAGGUUCAGUGAACGCCAGCUGGUACAUGCUGCAAAUAUCUUCCCGCAUCGAACAGACAGCAGUCGCAUUGAGGGUUUAUGUAGUUCGGCUGAGAUCCUUUGCGGUGCCCAAUCAUACUCCGGACAUGAUGGGGUGGGUAUAUCGACACCUCUUUUUCGGCCAUGUGAUUGGACGUGUGCGAUAGAUGUAUGUAUGGAGAUGGCUGGUGACAAAACGAUGUACAAUCGAUUGCCGAUCCCCCAACCCCAAGUGAAAGGUGCAGGCGCUGGGCGCUCCACAGCUCGGAAGCGAGACGGCGUUGCGGAAGCAAGGGAACCCACCCUCUCAGCGGCGGUCGAGGAACGGGUCUAG
Molecule: messenger RNA, 438 nt
Organism: Baudoinia panamericana UAMH 10762
Lineage: Eukaryota; Fungi; Ascomycota; Dothideomycetes; Mycosphaerellales; Teratosphaeriaceae
Exons: 1
Coding region: 1-438 (145 amino acids)
Source: RefSeq, a predicted model, not a curated record